AUGGAUAAUAAUCAGUCAGAAGGCCCCAUACCUGGAAAUGAAGGAGUAAGUGAUGUGGGAAAUCUAGAACAGAAACCAAUAAUAGAUCAAGGGGCUAGUGAUGAGAACCAGUAUGUAACUGUAAAAGUUCGAAGCCCAGAUGGAGAACAAGUUUUAUAUCGCAUCAAGAAAAGAACUCGUCUGCAGAAGUUGAUGAAUUCCUACUGUCAAAGAACUGGACAGAACGAAAAUUCCAUCCGGUUUCUAUUUGAAGGGGAAAGGCUUAGAUCAGAGAUGACAGCUGAAGAAGCUGGACUACAAGAAGGAGACUUAAUUGAUGCUAUGAUUUCACAAGUAGGAGGUUAA
Messenger RNA from Cryptosporidium muris RN66, 345 nucleotides. Its product is annotated as ubiquitin family protein. Gene Ontology annotation, biological process: protein sumoylation. Bases 1 to 345 code for a protein of 114 amino acids. The transcript has a single exon. The record is from RefSeq and is a predicted model, not a curated record. Lineage: Eukaryota; Apicomplexa; Conoidasida; Eucoccidiorida; Cryptosporidiidae. Gene Ontology annotation, cellular component: nucleus. Gene Ontology annotation, molecular function: protein tag activity; ubiquitin-like protein ligase binding.